This is a messenger RNA of Amoebophrya sp. A120, 3096 nucleotides long. NCBI's taxonomy places the organism in Eukaryota, Dinophyceae, Syndiniales, Amoebophryaceae. The record is from the annotation of a GenBank genome assembly.
CCACAACAAGGACGCUCAGAUCAUAGAUCAAUCUAUCAGAAGCUCGUGACGCGACCUCCAAUUACAGGCACUUGUAAAACAUCUAGUCUACUAUAGACGAACUCACGCAUACCUUUACGCUCCUCCAAAGUAGCACAAAACCUCUCGUCCCAACAACUAGCACAAAACUUAUCAGUAUCGGCCUGCUCCUGUAAGUAGUAGCACAAUCAACUACUCACCGCAUCAAAAGCUGUCUGCAAGACGUUGUAAGAAGUUUUCUGCAUAUAUUUUACGCCUUUUUGGCUCGUCGUUGUCGUCCUCCCACCGAUAGCAAAAAGCAAAAUGUUGCGCUCCAUGGUCUUCCCCACCUCGCGCGGAGGUGCAGUGUUUAUUUCUCUUUGCGCUGUUCUUUUCGCCGGGCAGCAUUACAACUCCGUCCAGGCUGUCACGUUGCGUGCGUCAUCUGCCUCGCCAUCUGCAGAUCCUGACCUCGCCUACAUGCCCCCUGAGAUGAUGGAACAAUACAGGCAAUACCAAUACCAAGAAAACCAAAAGAUAUCAACGGCAAAUGUGCGUGGUUCUGGAAUAAGAAGAAUGCAGAAGACAUUUGUGACGCGCCAGUUUUUCCGUCGUGACACAGGCCUAUUAGUAUCACAGGUUUAUAAUAACAUGAGUCGAUGUGACUAGAGUCCAAAUGUCUAAUCCGCAUGAAAAAUUGCGCCCUCUUGCGGUGACAUUAAGUAGGCGCGUUUAAAUUUUGACGCUGGCCAUGCAUGACAGAUUUUGACAUGAUGGAAAAUUCGUAUACACAAAAAUAGCAUCUUCAUUCCAGACCGAGGCUACAUAUUUGCGACGCAUAACCGUGGCAGCCCGUAACACAUUCUGACCUUGAUAAGUAUCAUGCGUAAACAAAACGUCCCCACGUCGGCUGCACAGUGAAGAUGGAAAUUCCGAUGCACAAAGCAACAAGCCUUGGCUCAUGAGUACAGUUUUAAGCUGAUGGGACGAGGACCAUUUGCAUCGUGUGUAGCUGCUAGUGAUCAAGCCGCAUCACAAAAGAUGAUCGAUCACCCUGGUCUGAUUCUAGCAUGACAAACUUGACGUAUCAGACAGCAUGGGAAAAAAAAAUGCUCCUCAUGGGGCAGGGGCUGCGCAGUGAGACAUUUUAGGCAUGCAGAUUUGUCGAAGACAACAAAGCUGCAGUGGGGACGUUUUUACGCAGGAUAAGGAGACCUAUUUGGUCCACCACCACCCCGAUCCGGCGCUCCGGGCGCUCCGGCGCCAAUUCCCCGGCAACAAGAUCGUGAAAAAGGAAGUGGACGAGGGCACCCUUAUAAGUGCAACCCCAAUCGAACCUACAGAGGAGUCUGCCCUAGUGAAGAAGGAGCUGGAACAACUCCGUGACGACAUCGCCAAAGCAUCGCGAUCAUUGCCAAAGCCGGAAGAGCUACGUGAUACAAGCAAAGUGGACAAGGAGCUAGAAGAACUCCGUCAACGCCUUCCCAAAGAAUCGGCGGAGCUGGAAAAACUAAGUGCUGCGUAUCAACUGCAAACAUUUCGGGUCUGGGACGAGAAUGCGAGAUUUCGAUUUGUCAUGCUAGUCUGGCAUGACUCUGAGCUCUGUGUUGCAUUCCCGCGAAGAGCUCCUCCUCCCUGUCAUGCAAAAACGCACUUUGUCAUGCGGAAUAAGAAUAUUACGCAACUCAGAACCAUGAAAAAAACUUCAACUUGUCAUGCUUGGCAGCGCAUCAUAGUGAAAGAAUUCACUACUCCCUUUCUUGCAUUACAAGUUAGUUUAAUAUUCCAGACCCAGACAUAUUUACAAUGCAUACUGAGGCGAAACAAUCACAAAAGAUUCACGCACGUACUGAAAUGAUGCCAUAUGAAUCCGUUCGGGCGGAUUGGAAGAAGGCACAAGAACAGCAAGAACUCGUGAAAAAACUCGAGACGCAGGAGGCCGAAUUGGCGAAAAAAUUGAGGCAGCUGCAAGAUUACAAUUCGAACGUGUUGAGGCAGCGGCAAGAUUACGCAGUGCAAAAGCAUCGUAUAAAUUCGAGACAGAGACUCGUACUAGACCACUACAAGAACAUUGGUCACGCAGUAUAGUUUUUUAGACAAAAAAUGAAAUUUGUUAUGCUGUUGCUGUGCUAUUUUUUCGCAAUAUUAAAAAAACAGCAGAUGAUGAUCAUGAUGAUGAUCUUCAUGUACUGAUGUGUCUGUCAUGCUGCAAAUACUGCGAUUGUUGCGACGAGCCUUACUUGUAUACGGUACUUUUGCACAGGAUGAAAAGAGGGAAGCGGCGGAACAAGACCGGAAAUAUAACCUGAAAGAACUGGAGAGCCAGCAGGCCAAAUUGACGAUACAGUUGAAGCAGCUGCGACAUUACGCACUGGCACCGCAAAAGCAUCGUAUAAGUCCGAUACUUCUCGUAGAAGACCACUACAACAUAAUUGGUCGCGCAGUACAAUUUUUUGGACAAAAAAUGGAAUUUGUCAUGCUGACGCUGUGCCAUUUUUAUAUCGCAAUAAAACUACAGCAGAUGAUCUUCAUCGUCAUAUGCUGUAUCUACUGUCAUGCUACAAAAAUUACUGUGAUCAUUGAUUGUUGCGACGAGUGUUACUUGUGCGGUGCUUUUGCACAGGAUGAAAAGAGGGAAGCGGCGGACGAAGGGGAAUUGCCUGAGAAGGAUCUCGCCCUGCGGCAGGAGGAGGAAUGGCAAUUGCUUGACGAGGAACAGUAUGAAUUGCAAAUAUGUCUGGGUCUCCUGGAAGAUUGCAACUUGUCAUGCUUUUAAAUCUGAACCAUGCAAGGUUCCGUGUUGCAUGAGUGCCAUCAAAUGCUGUCCGCUUUCGAGUCUGGAGGGAGGGACUUUCUCAUGCAGGAUAGGCAUGUUGACAGUGACCUCACAGAGUCUGAUGUCAUGCUGUGUCCCGCAUUUUUCCAGACCUCAUGGGCGGUCAUGGAAAACCUCCUGCAUGACAAGUCUACACUCCUCCAGACCCAGACAUUUUUACAUUUGAUAAACAGGAUUCCGCCAUGCGGGAACUUUUCCAGCAGGCUCGCGGCAAGUCAUCUUCAAAAGCACGGCGGGAGGGCAAGAAGAGAAGUACUAAAUAG